Molecule: messenger RNA, 372 nt
Organism: Entrophospora sp. SA101
Lineage: Eukaryota; Fungi; Glomeromycota; Glomeromycetes; Entrophosporales; Entrophosporaceae
Source: the annotation of a GenBank genome assembly
AUGGCCGUUCUUGAAGGAGGUAUAGCGGUACUUGCAACUUCUUCUGGUGUAGCGGCACAAUUUAUGGCAAUUGCAACAAUUUGCGUUGCUGGUGAUAAUAUAAUAUCAUCAUCAUAUCUUUACGGUGGUACUUAUAGUCAAUUUAAGGUUACGCUUCCGCGUUUAGGAAUCAACGUGAAAUUUAUUGAUGGUGAUGACCUGGAAGAAUUUGCAAAAUCGAUUGACGAGAAGACAAAAGCUAUCUAUGUUGAAACUAUGAGUAAUUCAAGGUUUAAUAUUCCAGACUUGGAAGCAAUUUCCAAAAUUGCUCAUGAUGCCGGUAUACCCCUUAUAGUUGAUAAUACUUUGGGUGCAGGUAAUUGCAAGGGUUAA